Molecule: messenger RNA, 594 nt
Organism: Geosmithia morbida
Lineage: Eukaryota; Fungi; Ascomycota; Sordariomycetes; Hypocreales; Bionectriaceae
Product: 20S proteasome subunit beta 3
Exons: 2
Biological process (GO): proteasome-mediated ubiquitin-dependent protein catabolic process
Cellular component (GO): proteasome core complex; proteasome core complex, beta-subunit complex
Source: RefSeq, a predicted model, not a curated record
GGCGGCGCCUGCGUUGCCAUGGUGGGCAAGGACUGCGUGGCCAUUGCCUGCGAUCUCCGUCUGGGUUUACAAUCCCUGACCAUCUCGAACAACUUCCCCAAGGUCUUCCAGUAUGGUGACGUCUUCCUAGGGCUGACUGGGCUGGCCACCGACGUCAACACCGUCAGCGACCUGUUCCGCUACAAGACAAACAUGUACCGCCUCCGCGAGGAGAGGUCCAUCGCCCCCCGCACCUUUGCCAACCUCGUCUCGUCGUCGCUGUACGAGCGCCGCUUCGGCCCCUACUUCGUCUCGCCCGUCGUAGCCGGCCUCGACCCCACCACCGGGAAGCCCUUCAUCUGCGGCUUCGACAGCAUAGGCUGCAUCGACUUUGCAAAGGACUUUAUCGUCGCUGGUACCGCCUCGGAGCAGCUGUUUGGAAUGUGCGAGGGUCUCUGGGAGCCUGAUCUGGAACCCGAUGCUCUGUUCGAAACCAUCUCCCAAUCUCUCCUCAACGCCGUUGACCGCGAUGCCCUCUCCGGUUGGGGUGCCCACGUCUACAUCAUCGAGAAGGACAAGGUCACCAAGAGGUUACUCAAGGGCAGGCAGGACUAA